Nannospalax galili (Upper Galilee mountains blind mole rat) is the source of this 515-nucleotide messenger RNA. Its product is annotated as myelin-oligodendrocyte glycoprotein-like. NCBI's taxonomy places the organism in Eukaryota, Metazoa, Chordata, Mammalia, Rodentia, Spalacidae. Gene Ontology annotation, biological process: regulation of cytokine production; T cell receptor signaling pathway. Gene Ontology annotation, molecular function: signaling receptor binding. The transcript is spliced from 2 exons. The record is from RefSeq and is a predicted model, not a curated record. Bases 26 to 481 code for a protein of 151 amino acids. Gene Ontology annotation, cellular component: external side of plasma membrane.
UUGCAGGCCCGCCCUCUGGGGCACCAUGCUCCGCACCCUGGGGAAGAUGCUGAGUUCCCUGAAUGUCUCUCUGCCAGGCGGCCUCUUCUCCGUCCUGCUUCUGCAGGUGUCCCUGCGGGUCUCAGAUUCAUUCCUAGUCGUCGGCCCCUCAGAGCCCAUUGUGGUCAUGCUGGGUGCGGACGCUGUGCUCCCCUGUUAUGUUGACCCAGCCAUGAGUGUGGAGAACAUGGAGCUGCGGUGGUAUCGCUCCCAGUUCUCAGAGGCUGUGUACAUGUAUCAGGAUGGGAUGGAGCAGACAGGACAACAGCUCGAAGAUUUCAAAAGGAGAACAGAGCUGGUGAAGGAUCGCAUGUCCGAGGGAAGAGUGGCUGUAAAGAUCUACCAUGUCCGGGUCUCUGACAAUGGAAUGUACCGGUGUUUCUUUAGAAAGGGCAGCGACUUUGAAGAAGCCACUUUGGAGCUAAGGGUGGUAGGUGAGUAGCUAUCUGAGAGUGAAGACCACUCCAGGGGAAUGU